AUGGGCGGUCGAACACUACGAGCCAAUCUAAUGGAACCUUUGAUUGAUGUUAAUUCAAUUCAUUAUCGACAAGAUGCUGUGGAAAAUUUAAUUGAUGAUGAGAAAUUAAUGUUUCAAAUACAAACAAUACUUUUACAUUUUACGGAUGUUGAACGUAUUAUUCUUGCUUGCAUACAAGAAAAUCCAAGUCGUACAGUAGCAGCUGCUGAAAAACGUAUUACAAUGAUAAAUCAACUUCGACGUAUUCUUGAUAUACUACCAACACUUCAACAAGCCCUUGAACAAUCGACUUGUGAACUUUUGAAAAAUCUCUGUUCCAUUUUAAAUGAUCAACGUUUUCAAGCGAUACUUGAUCUUUUAAAUGGACAAUUAACAACCGAACAAACGGUUUCAAGUAAUGGAUUUCUUGCUUCGAAAAUUCGACGGAUUUUCGCCAUACGAAAUGGUCUUGACGAACGUCUCGAUAGUCUACGUGCUGACGUUAUUGUUCUUAUUGAUGAUGUUGAAUUAUUGGAAAAAGAAUUUUCCGAACGAUUCAGUAUGCCUGUUCGGUACAAUUUAACAAAUGCACGUGGGUUUUCAUUGGAAAUCAUCGGCGAAUUUAAAGGUGUUCUACCGGCUAAUGUCAUCUCAGUAGCUAAACGACAAAAAUCAACAUUUAUUACAACACUACAAUUAGCUCAUCUUUCGGAUCGAUUUGAACUUUUAUACAACGACAUUUGUCUGCUAACAGAUCAGAUUAUUUUAAUUCUUCUUGCAAAACUUCGGCCACAUUUUGGUUGUAUGUAUAAACUUGUUGAAGCCAUAUCAAUCAUCGAUAUGAUCCAAUCAUUUGCUGAAGUAACGAAAGCGCGUGAUUAUGUUCGACCUAUGUUCGGACCGAAUACAAAAAUAAGCAAAGCACGUCAUCCAGUUAUCGAUCUGUUCGGUCAACAGAAACCAAUCGCCAAUGAUAUUGAAUUAUGUAAAGAAAUGAAUGUUAUUUUGGUUACAGGACCGAAUAUGAGUGGAAAAUCUACAUAUCUUCGGCAAAUUGCUUUGCUACAAAUUUUAGCUCAAAUCGGCUGUUUCGUGCCAGCUGAACAAGCUAGAUUUCGAAUUGUUCAUGAAAUUUUCUCAAAAAUUCGUCAACACGAUAAUUUAUUUACGGGACAAUCGACAUUUUCAUCUGAAAUCAAUCAUAUCUCAUUUAUUCUUAGCUCGAUGACACCAAACUCAAUGAUUAUUCUUGACGAAAUUUGUUCAAGUACAUCGACAAACGAAGGUCUGGCUUUAGCUACCAGUAUAACUGAAACAUUGUGUCGUUCACAAGCAUUUUCAAUCAUUGCAACACAUUUACAACAAUUAACAUCUGUUGGUUACAUCCAUCGAAAUCUUGCUAAUUACCACUUCGAUGUUAUUUAUAAUGAUAAAAUCAGUAGCGACGUUGAUAGUGAUUUAACACAUCGCUCACGUCAUUUUCAUCCACCACAGGCAAUGCUCAAUCGAUUACAAGAACAGAAUAAUAUUAUCUAUUCCUAUACACUUCGACCGGGCAUAUGCAAAGAUCUUCAUUACGGCAUUGCUCUAGCGUCACAAAUUGAAGAUUUACAAACAGUUGUCGAAUUAGCUAAAUGUGUAGCUAAAUAUUACAUCCGAAAAAAAGAGUCGGUGAUGAAUCAACUGUCGAAUAUUCCGAAUUUAUUGAUGAAACGUGUUAUUAUCAUGAAAAGUUUCUGUGAUUUAAUUUAUGAUGUAUUGAAUAAUGCAAUACAAUUUAUCGAACAACAACGUGUUUAUCUUGAAAACUUUCAAAAACGUAUGCACCAACAUUGGUCAAUAUCAUCAGAGGAAGACGAUGAUGACAUUCCAAUCGAAUUAACUUCAUCGCCUACCAUUGAAAAUGAAUAG
This is a messenger RNA of Rotaria socialis, 1890 nucleotides long. Lineage: Eukaryota; Metazoa; Rotifera; Eurotatoria; Philodinida; Philodinidae. The record is from the annotation of a GenBank genome assembly.